AUGGUUAAGCAGGAAGAAUGCUGGCAGGGCUUCAUACAUUGCAAGAGACUGGGAGAGUGUCUCAGAGCACAGAGAUCACUCGCAAAUUCUCAUGGACAAUAUGGCUCUUACAUACUCGAUUGCACCGUGUCGGCUGCGUUGCUUGAGAAUUACCUACGCAGCUUCGAGCAGGUCUAUCGGAUUAAUCAUGUGCCAACACUGCAGAAAGAGUUCGAGGCAUUCCUACAAGAUCCAACUUCGGUAAACCACGAAUGCGCUAUAAGACUUCAGCUUUGCUUUGCACAUGGAGCUCUGACAUACGAUGAUCUAUUCUCUCUUCGACCGUACGCUCUCCAAUGGAUCUACGAAGCCCAAUCUUGGCUUGCCAAGACUGAGAACUCACAUCCAAGCAUCUCGGGCAUUCAAAGCAUGUGUCUCUUGCAGCUGGCUCUACAGGCAAUAGAGUCACUCUAUGGGGACCGGGUCCUAGUUCUUUCGGGCAAUCCUCUUCGGUCCGCGAUGUGCAUUGGGUUGCAUCGAGAGCCGGUUGGGCUGCCGCGGAUGUUACCUUCCCAGGUUGAGAUUCGACGCCGUCUCUGGACUACUGUGUUAGAGCUGGUCCUAGAAGCAAGCAUAGAGUCCGGCCAGCCUGUUCUCAUCUCACCCGAGGACUUUGACUGUAGGCUACCCUCAAAUCUGAACGACGACCAGCUGCACUGCGAGUCUACAGUCCGUCCUAUUCCGAAGGACCCCAGUCUUCACACCGAUAACUCCCUGCAAAUUGCUCUCGGUGAGUCCUUGACAUUGGGACUGACAAUUGCUAAACUGUGGAACAAGGUCAAGCAGGAGGCGAACUACGUCACGGUCCUACAACUUAGUCCACAGCUUACUGCCGCACACCAGAUUUUGACAACUACGCUUAAAAAUUUGGGCAAGGAUACUUCGCUAUUGAAUCGUCACAUCUGUGAGAUGGUGCUUGUACGAUACGUAUUUGCGCUGCAUUUGCCUUACAUGCUUCUUCUACGUGAUUCUGUCUUUUCCCACUCACGAAGAGAGUGCAUAGAUGCUGCGCUGCAUCUUACGUACAGGACGCUGCCACUUUCUGACACGAAUGAGCCGCUCUCAGAGCUUCUACGACAAGCAAAUAAUGAAGUUCGCUGUCCCAGAUUUGGCCGAUUGACAGCCUGCGGCUCGGGAUCCUUGCGGUCAGCACAACAUAUUGCUACUAGCAUAAUCGCGGCUGACCUCAACACCAUGAUCUCAGAAAGAGUCAAAACAGCUACAGGGUCGGCUCUACGUGUUGCGGAAGAGUGUUGGCUACUGAAAGCUGGUGUUGCGUGGGCGAGACAGAGGAUCGAGGCAGGGCAAGAGAACGUGAAAGAUUACGUGUUCUUUGCACUUGUGCUUGCUGCAGCAGAAGCUGCCUUGGACGGCAAAUCUGUCGAGGAUGAGAUGGCAGUGCGAUGCAAAGAGGCUAUCACAGACGCGGAGGCGUUGGUGUCGGACAUGACUGGGGGAACAACGAUUGGACGCACUGGACAUGGAACUAUUCAAUACGAACAGAGUGAGAAUGAUUUGGAGGAUAUCGGGGCUUUCUGGGCAAGUGAUUUCCCGGGCCUUGAUUGGGGUGAAUUCAUACCAAUGCCACAAGGCUGA
This is a messenger RNA of Colletotrichum acutatum, 1635 nucleotides long. RefSeq lists its product as uncharacterized. Bases 1 to 1635 code for a protein of 544 amino acids. NCBI's taxonomy places the organism in Eukaryota, Fungi, Ascomycota, Sordariomycetes, Glomerellales, Glomerellaceae. The record is from RefSeq and is a predicted model, not a curated record. Gene Ontology annotation, cellular component: nucleus. The transcript has a single exon. Gene Ontology annotation, molecular function: RNA polymerase II cis-regulatory region sequence-specific DNA binding; DNA-binding transcription activator activity, RNA polymerase II-specific; zinc ion binding. Gene Ontology annotation, biological process: DNA-templated transcription; regulation of transcription by RNA polymerase II.